AUGAUUCUAUGGAAAUUUAAUCUUGCUCAUAGAUUAUCGAUUAUCACUAAAACAACUUCAUAUCAAGUUAUAUUCAAACAAGAAUCUCGUUCUGAUUCUGAUUUUUGGAAAAUCGUUAAAGAAAAUGGUAUUGUUGAUGGAGAAAAUUUACCAACACCAGUUGUUGAUUCAAAUGGUGAUAUUAUGUGUGAUGAAAAAGAUGAUUUUAAUGAUUGUACUGAUGCCAUUGACAAUGAUAUUAUUCAACUUGUUCAACAAUUAUCUGAUGAUACUGUUGCAAAUUUAUUAGUUGAUAUUUCAUCAUCACAUUCACUAUCAGAUGAACCAUCACAAACAAAACAUGAUCUUGCACGAAAAGUAGCUACCGACCAUUAUUUGAAUGUGGCAAAUAAGAAAAUGAAGCAUUACCAAAAUAGUAUAAUUAAUGAAAUACAAAAAUUUUAUUGGAAUGAUUGUGUUGACGUUAAGAUUAAUACAGUUAAUAGAACAAAUACCAAUGCUAAACUUUUACCAUGUUUAAUUGUCGACAGAAUUGAAAAGAAUGAAAAAAUUACGUCUAAACGAGCUUGUCUAUUUAGUGAAUUAGGAAAAUUCAUAUUCGGUUGA
Rotaria sp. Silwood2 is the source of this 606-nucleotide messenger RNA. The record is from the annotation of a GenBank genome assembly. NCBI's taxonomy places the organism in Eukaryota, Metazoa, Rotifera, Eurotatoria, Philodinida, Philodinidae.